Polistes dominula (European paper wasp) is the source of this 696-nucleotide messenger RNA. It is a transcript of the gene Pldn, whose product is annotated as biogenesis of lysosomal organelles complex 1 subunit pallidin. Gene Ontology annotation, cellular component: transport vesicle; BLOC-1 complex. The record is from RefSeq and is a predicted model, not a curated record. NCBI's taxonomy places the organism in Eukaryota, Metazoa, Arthropoda, Insecta, Hymenoptera, Vespidae. Gene Ontology annotation, biological process: intracellular transport.
ACGUAUGAACACGUGGGAGGAAUCAGCUGAUUUAGAAUCGAACGUCAAAGUACAAAUGAGCAAUCUAACUUUUUUAAACUUUUUAAUAUGUGAUAUAUGUAUUUAGAAAUAAAACAAUUAAUAUUAAAUUAUAAAAGAUGAUGGUAGAUAUAGAUGAAGCCGAAGUGACCAAAGUUCAAUCACAAAAUGACAGUAUUGAAAAUAUAGUAGACUUUUCCAAAGCUACUGAAAAAUUGUCCACUGGAAUAUUAUCUAUUUAUCAACCAUCAUUGGAAAAAGUCAAGGAAAACCUGAACGAACUGACAAACAAGCAAGAAGUUUUACUUGAUCAAAUACAAAAUGAUAAUAAGAAAUUUAAAGAUGUCAUCGAAGAUGUGGAUUUAAACGACAUGUUUGCUACCAUCAAAUUGUAUCAAGGAAAAUUAACAAAUAUUAAAAAGGAAAUGAUCACAGUACACGAUAGGACAUAUAAGUUAAAAAAACGGGCAUUACGCUUGCAACAAAUUAAACAAAAGGAAGCUCUCGGUAGAGAACAACAAAGAGAACAAGAGCUUCGUAGAGAACAAGAAUUAAUCGGUAAGCCUACAACAUCUCAAUAAAAUUUAGCAUCUGUAAAGACCUAUCAAACAGUUUACUUAGGACACUUAUUAAAUAUAUGAAAAGGUAUAUAAUAUAAAAUAUAGAAAUAUUAUGCAU